AUGGCACAGAUAUUCAUUUUCUUCUCACUUCUACCUACGGAACUGAGACUCAAGGUAUGGAACUACGCUUGUAGCUUCUCCCCACGAGUAAUCGAGGUCGCUCCACAAAUUCUCAACCCCGUUUACCCUGAGCAGUAUAGAAGGUGGAGAGCCAUGGCAAGUACCAUUCUCCCCCUUUUGCAAGUCAACCAAGAAGCCCGAUACGAGCUGUUGCCACGAUACUCCGCACCGUUUAGUCUUCGAAAACUCGAUCCCUACCACCCCGCCUACCUAUUGAUCAACCACGAGGUCGACACUUUAUACUUCCGAGUCGGCGAAAUGUCGCUUUUCCGCCGGGAGAUGUUCUUUCAAGUCCUUUUUGAAGAUGAGGGGGUGGAUUUGAGGAACAACCUGAAGAGCUUGGCAGGUAAUGAGAAGUUCUGGCAUACCAUGGUCCCGCAAGCCCUUGGCAAUCCCAAUCCUUGCUUUCGAGACUUCGACAAUUUCACAAAAUUGAAGGAAGUCGUCGUUGUCUCUUACCUUGAGCAGCGACUUGAUGAUUCUGAUGGCGCGCCUAGACUUGCCAGGUUAGAGGAGAGUGUCCUGGGAGGUGCGUACGAGAGGAGAUACGAGCCAUGGCUCAACGAAGGAUUCAACAGCAUACCGCGGAAUAUUCCAAUAACCGUCAAACAAUGUAGAGAAGUUGCAAAGCUAGCGUUGGCUUCUGCAUUAUAGUGCAAGAGAUAAUUCGAAGAGUUCAC
Molecule: messenger RNA, 740 nt
Organism: Hyaloscypha bicolor E
Lineage: Eukaryota; Fungi; Ascomycota; Leotiomycetes; Helotiales; Hyaloscyphaceae
Exons: 1
Coding region: 1-714 (237 amino acids)
Source: RefSeq, a predicted model, not a curated record